CAUUUUACGUUAGGGGGAAGAUGUAGAAAAAAGGCCGGAAAGGAUGUCGUUAUUUUCGUAAAACUUGACUUCGACCCGUUUUAAGCACUGUUUUGAUGUGUCUCGAGAAAAUGAUGUAGAAAUAUUAGAUACUGAUUUUGAUAUUUGGGAUGAUACAUAAGGUUUUUAAGUCGUGUCAUAUAUUUGAACAUUUUGGUUAUUCGAAUGGUUGUCUUGGCACGUUGUGAAAGUUUGCGAGAUCCACCAGUGUCUGAACUACUGCCGCUCAUGCGGGCUGCAUCAAUGUCACCAAAAGGACCAAAGUGGUCUCUGGAGGGCUCCGCUGACAGCGACGGGGAAUGGGGUCCGUCACAGAGUGUGAGGAAGUCUCAGAGGCCGAGGAACUGCACUCCCAUAGACAGUGGCUCUGAGAGCGACUUUCGGCCAGUUGUGAAGGAGGAGAUAAAGAUUGAAGUCACUUCACCAAGGGUUGAGCGGCCGUCGUCUCCCUCGGUGUCGGACGACGAUCCUUUCUCGGACCGCGCUCUGCAUUCUUUAGUGAAGGAGGAAAAGUACCGACCUCGAUCACCGUCACCGUCUGAGGACUUCAUCGGGUUCACUGAGGUGGACCGGGACAGUGCCUGUUUCAUCUCCAAUGCAAAAAGGAGUCUGUUACUUGGUUGUUCGUCUGCCAUUCGAGACUCUACUGAAGUUUUUGCUGAAGGAGUGUUCAUCAAGAGUCAACGUCUCGUCAUCAACUACCGUGAUGUGGACGGUCUCGAUGAUAGUAACAUAUUUUGUGACGUGUGCUGCCGCGAUUGGGACGGUGAAUGUCCCGUCCAUGGACCGCUAAAGAUCAUACACGAUACCAAGGCACGACCCGGUAUCGGAGAUGUCGACAGGGACGUCAAGACCCUGCCGCCUUCUCUCAGCUCUGGUCAGUCGACAAAUCCAGCGUCUGGCACCGGAGUUUUGGCGGAGAAGGACAUACCUGCGCGCCAAAGACUCGGUCCUUACGAGGGCACCUUGACCACCGAGCAGGGUCAGGCCCGAAGUCGAACAACCGGGUACAGAUGGCAGAUCAAGAAGGGUAAGCGCGUGCAUCACUCGGUGAAUGCCGAAGACCCGAGCUGCAGCAACUGGCUCAGAAGGGUCAACUGUGCCCGCUCGGAGGAAGAACAAAACCUAGUGGCCUUCCAGUACCGGGGCCAGGUAUACUUCAGGACGUCAAAGGCCAUUCCGCGGGGCUCUGAGCUGCUGGUGUACUACGGAGACGACUCGGCCCGGGAACUGACCGUCCACUCGGAGACAUCUGGGGAGUCUGUGACUUCCUCUCCGGCCGGACCUUCAUCUUCAGGUAUCAGUGGCUCGGUCCAGUGUCCCCACUGCGGCUUCCGAUGUCUGGGACAACAACAUCUGGACGAACACGUGAAGAAAAGUCACAGUCGCAUCGGGAAGAACGGGAGAUUCAAGUGCGAGCAGUGUCAAUACUCGACCGACAGGUCCACAAACAUGAAACACCACCAAAGGACUCACGCUGGGGAACGGCCGUACCGCUGCUCUAUCUGCAGGGCCCGGUUCACUGAACGGGGAAAUCUCAUCAAACACAUGCGUACCCACACGGGGGAGCGGCCGUACGGCUGCUCACACUGCCAGGCCCGGUUCGCUCAACGGGCACACCUCACUACACACAUGCGGACCCACACGGGGGAGCGGCCGUACGGCUGCUCACACUGCGAGGCCCGGUUCGCUGAACGGGGAAAUCUCAUCAAACACGUGCGUUCCCACACGGGGGAGCGGCCGUACGGCUGCUCACACUGCCAGGCCCGGUUCGCUAACCGGUCUCACCUCACUACACACAUGCGGACUCACACUGGGGAGAGGCCGUACGGCUGCUCUAUAUGCACUGCACGGUUCAUUGAUCGAUCACACCUCACCAGACACAUGAUGACUCACACUGGGGAGCGACCGUUCGGCUGCUCCAUCUGUACUGCACGGUUCACUCAACGGUCAAGCCUAAACAAUCACAUGCGGUCCCACACGGGGGAGCGGCCGUACAGUUGCUCCCGGUGUCAGGCCCGGUUCGCUGAACGGGGACACCUCAAGGCACACAUGAGGACCCACACGGGGGAGCGGCCGCACGGCUGCUCCAUCUGUACUGCACGGUUCACUCGACGGUCAAGCCUAAACAAUCACAUGCGGUCCCACACGGGGGAGCGACCGUACAGUUGCUCCCGGUGUCAGGCCCGAUUCGCUGAACGGGGACACCUCAAGGCACACAUGAGGACCCACACGGGGGAGCGGCCGCACGGCUGCUCCAUCUGUACUGCACGGUUCACUCGACGGUCAAGCCUUAACAAUCACAUGCGGUCCCACACGGGGGAGCGGCCGUACAGUUGCUCCCGGUGUCAGGCCCGGUUCGCUGAACGGGGAAAUCUCAUCAAACACAUGCGGACUCACACGGGGGAGCGGCCGUACGACUGCUCCAUCUGCAAGGCACGGUUCUCUGAGCGGUCAAACCUCAUCACACACUUGCGGACCCACACGGGAGAGCAGCCAUACGGCUGCUCCAUCUGCAUGGCACGGUUCGCUCGACGAGGGAAUCUCAUCAAACACAUGCGGACCCACACGGGGGAGCGGCCGUACGGCUGCUCCAUCUGUACUGCACGGUUCACUCAACGGUCAAGCCUAAACAAUCACAUGCGGUCCCACACGGGGGAGCGGCCGUACAGUUGCUCCCGGUGUCAGGCCCGGUUCGCUGAACGGGGACACCUCAAGGCACACAUGAGGACCCACACGGGGGAGCGGCCGCACGGCUGCUCCAUCUGUACUGCACGGUUCACUCGACGGUCAAGCCUAAACAAUCACAUGCGGUCCCACACGGGGGAGCGGCCGUACAGUUGCUCCCGGUGUCAGGCCCGGUUCGCUGAACGGGGAAAUCUCAUCAAACACAUGCGGACUCACACGGGGGAGCGGCCGUACGACUGCUCACACUGCCAGGCCCGAUUCACUCAACGGGCACACCUCACCAAACACAUGCGUACCCAUGCGAAGUGCAACCGCACUGCUGCCACUUCUGUCUAACGGUUCGGCAGUUUGACUCACAAAAGUCAGUUUUAAGUGGUACACAGUUUUGAGAAUUACACAGGUUUGAUGCGGUAAAUGCUUUGAUUAGCGAAAUUCAAUGCUGAAACGUGUUGACAAGUGCGUGGCCGGCCGCCGUUGUACGUUAGUUAUUGGUGUUAUAGAUGUGAUUCUCGUUUGUGAGCUUCGUGGCUACCAGUGUCAUAUCUGGUUUGUUUGUUCUUAUCCAGUGUGAUUCAGUGCUUGUGUUUUAAACUAGCCACCUUAACUCACUCCCCACGGGGGGGGCUAUACAUAGCCCACUCCCGUUUUUCUGCAAUAACCUCCAAAUUGCUUGACGUAUCGACGCUAAACUUUCAGUACAUUCGGCUGCAUCAAUUUAA
Messenger RNA from Amphibalanus amphitrite, 3446 nucleotides. Its product is annotated as zinc finger protein 271-like. The record is from RefSeq and is a predicted model, not a curated record. Gene Ontology annotation, biological process: regulation of transcription by RNA polymerase II. Gene Ontology annotation, molecular function: histone methyltransferase activity; protein binding; DNA-binding transcription activator activity, RNA polymerase II-specific. NCBI's taxonomy places the organism in Eukaryota, Metazoa, Arthropoda, Thecostraca, Balanomorpha, Balanidae. Gene Ontology annotation, cellular component: nucleus. The coding region runs from base 205 to 3063 and encodes 952 amino acids. The transcript is spliced from 11 exons.